AUGAACGAGGGCGACUAUCCAGAGUCGGCGGGUGAUGGUUUCAUCUCCGCCGAGGACGCGUCAGUGGGAUCACAAGAUGAUACAGACUCAGCCUUCUCCGACGAUGCACAGUCGCGACUGAGCUCGUCGCUUCGGUCGUCGGUGUACAAUUACAGAUAUGAAAACGGUCGCACUUAUCAUGGGUUCCGGGACGGCGAAUAUCCAAUCCCCAACGACGAGGAGGAACAAGACCGUCUGGACCUGCUUCAUCAUCUCUUCAAAAUGAUUCUAGGAGGGAAUCUAUUCAUCACCCAGCUCCCUCCGUCACCUCAACGCAUUCUCGACAUCGGCACAGGCACUGGAAUCUGGGCAGUCGAGUGUGCCGACCUCUUCCCGUCGGCUUCUGUCAUCGGCACCGACCUUUCUCCCAUUCAGCCCGCAUGGGUUCCGCCCAAUCUUCAAUUUUAUGUCGACGACGCCGAGAGCGACUGGGUCUUUGACGAUGUCGGAGAGUUUGACUUCAUCCACGCUCGCGCCUUGUGCGGAGGCAUCGCAGACUGGCCGAAGCUCUAUGCUCAGGCGUACCGCAACUUGUCCCCAGGGGGAUGGCUGGAAAUUCAGGACCACGAAUGCUGGCUGAACAGCGAUGACGGUGGCAUGGCCAGAGCCCCCGCGUGUACCCAAUGGAUCCAUGAAGUAGACAGGGCCAGCACCAUGUUCGGCAAAAAGCUCAACAUUGCUCAUCAGCACCGCCAAUGGAUGAUUGAUGCUGGAUUCCAAGAUGUCCGGGAAGUUGUCCACAAGAUCCCCAUUGGACCUUGGCCAAAGGAUCCCAAGCUGAAAGAGCUGGGAAAACUUAUGCGAGUGCAGAUGACUCAAUCAGUACCAUCUUUCAUGCUGGCAUAUUUCGUCCGGAUACUGGGCUACAGCAGGGAAUACACCGAGGUCGUGAUGGCGCAGGUCAAACGUGAAUUUCGGGAUCCCACGUUACACUUAUACUUGAGAUGGCAUUUUGUGUCAGGCAAGAAGCCUGAAGCAGGUUAG
This is a messenger RNA of Exophiala spinifera, 1023 nucleotides long. RefSeq lists its product as uncharacterized. The transcript is spliced from 3 exons. The record is from RefSeq and is a predicted model, not a curated record. NCBI's taxonomy places the organism in Eukaryota, Fungi, Ascomycota, Eurotiomycetes, Chaetothyriales, Herpotrichiellaceae. Gene Ontology annotation, molecular function: methyltransferase activity. Bases 1 to 1023 code for a protein of 340 amino acids.